Molecule: messenger RNA, 1261 nt
Organism: Musa acuminata subsp. malaccensis (wild Malaysian banana)
Lineage: Eukaryota; Viridiplantae; Streptophyta; Magnoliopsida; Zingiberales; Musaceae
Product: GEM-like protein 1
Source: RefSeq, a predicted model, not a curated record
CAAGUAUUGGAUCCGCCGUGUGCGGGGUGCGACGGCACGCCCGGUUUGCCUCGAACCCUCGUCGUACGGCAACUUCCAGAUCCGACAGACGCCCACCGAAUCCGGUGCUCCCGGAUCGAUCUCAUUGACCCCGAUCGAGUUGUCGCUUUCCUCAUCGCUUGCGGGAAGGAGAAGAAUCGAUUCGUUCGGGUGGUUGCCUGUUGAUGGACCAGGGCAAGCUUGGAGAUGGGACGACGCCGGGGACUUGGGUGAUGGGAACGCCGGUUGCGCCGCACGCCAAUCCGGGCAACUGGCAGGGCGUCCCCGUCGAUCACGUCACGUCGUCGUCUGCCGGGCCCUCGGCGGGGCACUGCCCUAGCAAUACCAACCGCGCCAUGCCUUCCGUCCCUGGUGCUUCCCACUUCCCCUCCUCGACGUACGGCGGCGGGACCGGCAACCCUUAUGUGAACAUUUCCCCUUUUCCUCACGGCAGCAACGCCAGUGGAAACCCUUAUGUCAAUGUUUCCCCUGUUCCUACCAAGAGCCCAUCGGAGACAAUCCUUAAGGUGCUUGGGCGGUGCGGGAAGAAAUUGGAAGACACCACCAGAAAGGCAGGGGACGUCGCUGGCAAUGUCUGGCACCAUCUUAAAACCAGCCCCAAUGUCACUGAUGCAGCCUUGGCUAGGCUUGCACAAGGAACAAAAGUUCUUGCAGAAGGUGGGAAUGAGAAGGUUUUCCAGCAAGCGUUUGGUAUUUUUCCAGGAGAGCAGCUAAGGAAAGCAUAUGCCUGUUAUCUCUCUACUUCAGCAGGUCCUGUGAUAGGAACACUGUAUUUAUCCACAGCCAGGAUUGCAUUUUGCAGUGAUAAUCCUCUUUGUACUAAUUUCUCCAAUGCUCAACAAGAGUGGGCAUAUUAUAAGAUUGCUGUGCCUCUGGAUCAGCUGAGGGCAGUCAAUCCUUCUGCUAACUCCAGGAACCCUUCAGAGAAAUACAUUCAAAUCAUCACCAUGGACAACCAUGAAUUCUGGUUCAUGGGAUUCGUAUCAUAUGACAAAGCUCUCAAGAAUCUUAGGGAGGCCCUACACUUCAGUCCCCAUGGUUCUUACCAGCCCAACUUCUAGUACCAGCUAGAUCUUUCAGUACUUUAAUUCAAUCUGGCUGGCCUGAGUUGUAAAUGGUGCAAAAUCUGUAGCUUGCAGUGGGAGAUGUUGGAACAUGAACAGUUGCAUAACAAUGUGCUGCAAAUUAAAUAAGUUUGCAUCAAUAUGAAACAUUAUAUAAA